Macrosteles quadrilineatus (aster leafhopper) is the source of this 2909-nucleotide messenger RNA. Its product is annotated as cap-specific mRNA (nucleoside-2'-O-)-methyltransferase 1-like. Gene Ontology annotation, molecular function: nucleic acid binding; methyltransferase cap1 activity. Bases 105 to 2837 code for a protein of 910 amino acids. The transcript is spliced from 18 exons. Lineage: Eukaryota; Metazoa; Arthropoda; Insecta; Hemiptera; Cicadellidae. Gene Ontology annotation, cellular component: nucleus; cytoplasm. Gene Ontology annotation, biological process: 7-methylguanosine mRNA capping. The record is from RefSeq and is a predicted model, not a curated record.
UAAUCUAGUACUAGUAGACCUUUUAGGUUAUAAUCAACUAAUGAUUAAAGGCUAAAAAUUGGUCACAGCUUAAUCCUAAUUUUUUGUUAAACACAUCUAGUAGUAUGGCCAAAACUAAAGAAUCAUAUUUGUCAGAUGACUCCAGUGACGAUGAUGAUUCCGAAGACUUUCAGGGUGGUUUUUCUUUAGACGCAAACAACCGAACUAGUUUUAGCGAUUACGAGACAAACAGGGCCAGUUUUAGUCUCAGUGAUUUUGAAAGUAACCGGUUGAGCUUGAGUGAACAUGAAAAUCCUCUCAGUGACUCAGAAAGUAACAAGGAUUUCUCGGAACACAAUGACAACAAUCAAGUUCAGUCUGAAUCCAACAGUGAAGAAGAAAGCAAGCCGUAUUACCAACCCAGCGCACCACCAGAUUAUCCUACAGAAAAAGUCACAUUUUACAAAUACGGAGAGCCGACAAAGGUCAUUCACAAAGCGACGUCAAAGCACAAACAUGGCUCUAAAAGAUCUUCAGACAGCAACCACCAUGAGAAAAACCAUGAAAGCAAGAGGUCAAAGUUUGAUGACCUGGCUAAACCAGUCCAAGUGCAAAGCCAGGGUUAUGACAAAGCAAAAGCCAUGAUGGAGAAGAUGGGGUACAAGGAGGGCAGAGGACUGGGUAAGCAUGCUCAAGGACGAGUAGAUCCAGUAGAGUUGUCUAGACAACGUGGUCGGCGAGGUCUUGGCCUCACGCUGCCUGGCCUGGAGCCUGCCAACCUGGACUGGGACUCAUCUAUGGAGGUAGUCAAGGUGGAAGAGGAACCGUCAUGGCUGGAGGGGAGGGACCUACCCCCUCUGUCAGCCUCCACCCUACACAGCUGGAAGGAGAACGGCCCUCGCAACCUUAACAUUGAGGAGUUCACUGACUUCUGUGAUCCUAACAUUCUCACCAACAUACUUAGUAAAAAGAGUAUAUUUGACACUCUGGAUGGGGAAGAGAUGAGACGAGCAAGGACAAGAAGUAAUCCGUUCGAGACAAUCGGCAAAGGAAUGUUUUUAAAUAGAGCGGCCAUGAAAAUGGCAAAUAUGGACAAAGUGUUUGACUUCAUGUUUACAUCACCCAAGACACAAACUGGGGCACCAAUGGUGAAGGAUGACGAACUGCUGUAUUUUGCUGACGUUUGCGCCGGACCCGGUGGAUUUUCAGAGUAUGUCUUAUGGCGGAAAAAAUGGAAAUCUAAAGGAUUUGGAUUUACAUUAAAAGGAGAGAACGACUUCAAACUUUCAGACUUUUUCUCUGGGCCUUGUGAAAGUUUUGAGCCUUUUUACGGAAAGAAGGAUGAUGGAAAUAUUUUUGACCCUGAGAACAUUAACAGUUUGAUGCAUUAUGUGAUGGACCACACAAACCAGCUGGGUGUACAUUUUAUGAUGGCAGAUGGUGGAUUCUCCGUGGACGGACAAGAGAACAUUCAGGAGUUGUUGUCCAAACAGUUGUACCUGUGUCAGUUCCUGGUCGCCCUGUGUAUUGUCAGGACCGGCGGCCAUUUUGUUUGCAAACUCUUUGACCUGUUCUCCCCCUUCAGCGUGGGUCUGGUGUACCUCAUGUAUCAUGCCUUCGAGAGGAUCAGCAUCCACAAACCCAACACAAGCCGACCCGCCAACUCUGAGAGGUAUAUUAUAUGCCAGUGGAAGAGGGACGACUGUGAACCUACGAGAGAGUAUUUGUUUGAACUCAACAAAGAACUUUGUCGGCUUGGCUGUGCAAGCAAAGAAGACAUCAACUUUUGUGUGUCCAUGGACGAACUAACACAAGACAACGCCUUCUUUGACUAUAUUGUCACAUCAAACAAUGUACUAGGAGAGAGACAGAUCGUCAAUCUGAUAAAAAUCGCAGCUUUCUGUAGAGACACAUCCCUAGUUGAGACGAGACAAGCAGAAAUCCGACGGGCUUGUCUGGCGUACUGGCAGAUACCUGAUGUUGCAAGGAGAGUUGACAAAACCACAGCUGAGGAAAUGGUGAACCGCUGUGUCGGAGAGAGUAAUCAACAGUUUUUACAAUCACAAGAAACGCCAAUUAAGACUGAAGAGAGUUUGAGUGUAUUUAAGUCCAUCUACGACUGGCAUUGUAUACCAAUUGCCUGUCCAAAAGAACUAUACUUCUUUGUUGGCCUGGGUCGCAACAGAGUGUACAGGUCGACUGUUGGAGGCAAGUACUGGAAGAAGGUGGAGCAGUCUGGACUGGAGCUGAGUCCAGGAACACUGGUGCUAGGGGAGAUGGUACAGGAGGUCCUGGGGGAGUCCAAGUCUCAGGUGAAGAAAACAGCAUUUCACAUUGUGGACGCUGUCAGUCUUGGGGGAGAGGAUGUCAGUCGAAAGCACUACACUGACAGAAUCAAAAUGUGUCAUUUGUACUGUGAAGCCCUCAAGAAAGACACAAGAAUGGACCUCUGCCGAAUUAGAACCAAGAUGGUCCACUACCUUGAAGACUUAAACCUUCUGUUCGAAGACUUAACCGUAUUCCUAAUGAAGAAUGGAACUCAUGAACUUUUGCUUAAGACUGAUGACUUUGCAUACCAGCCUAAGGGUGUUAUGUUCUACAGAGCUACAAAAGAUCCCUGGAUGAGAUGCCUUAGCAAGUCAACCCAACUCUGCUACUUCUACAAACCUGGGAUAAAAACAUCUCUUUAUGACAAAGACCGACCCACAGAAGCCUGCACAUCAGCCAUGGAGUGCUAUGAGAACAGAGUGGUGUGGUGGUGGGAGCAGGGGGUGGGUAUGUAUAGGGAAGCUCCAAGAGAAGGAGUCCUCCACAAAGACACCCUACAAAGCGUCAUCCUGAAGAAGGCUGGCAGAUAGCAUAAAAUAAAAGACUGUUUCAUUGUACAAUUUCUUAUAUAAUGUGAAUAAAGUUCAUUCCAUUUCAUUAAA